AAGCUUUAUGUCUCUAGGGCUCAGCAGACAGUUCAGUACCGACCGUCCCUCGUGAUAAUCACCCAUAAUGAAGAUUCUCCUUGCACUGGCUUGUGUCCUCCUGCUGGCGUCCCUUAGCCAGGCUGGUGGACACGGGGGUGGCCAUGGAGGCGGACAUGGUGGUGGCUACGGUGGGGGUGGUGGUGGACACGGAGGUGGACAUGGUGGAGGCUACGGUGGUGGUGGACACGGAGGCGGCUAUGGUGGUGGACACGGAGGCUACGGAGGAGUCGGUGGGACAUCUAACAACAAUUACAACAUUGCUGGUCCCAAAGGUGGAUAUGGACAUGGCGGUGGACAUGGUGGCGGCUACGGUGGUGGUCAUGGUGGCGGCUACGGUGGUCAUGGUGGUGGUCAUGGUGGUGGACACGGUGGCGGCUACGGUGGUGGACAUGGCGGUGGACAUGGUGGACACGGUGGUGGCGGUUAUGGCCAUAGGAAAUAGGUUGUUUUAUUUCGGUAGAACCAAACACCACGAAGGAGGGGAACUCUUCGAUAUUCAGGAUUAUCUGGAACACCUCACUCUUCCAGAUACGAGAGUGAGAGUCAUAUGUGUUGUAGAGACCCAAAUGUAUAUUUUCUUUUAAUAAACCUCAUGUUUUCA
Homarus americanus (American lobster) is the source of this 643-nucleotide messenger RNA. RefSeq names its product holotricin-3-like. NCBI's taxonomy places the organism in Eukaryota, Metazoa, Arthropoda, Malacostraca, Decapoda, Nephropidae. The transcript has 2 exons. The record is from RefSeq and is a predicted model, not a curated record. Bases 68 to 484 code for a protein of 138 amino acids.